This is a messenger RNA of Drosophila takahashii, 653 nucleotides long. RefSeq lists its product as uncharacterized. Lineage: Eukaryota; Metazoa; Arthropoda; Insecta; Diptera; Drosophilidae. The record is from RefSeq and is a predicted model, not a curated record.
CAGCUUGAAACCCAUCCGAUAAACAUAUACUCAUAAAUUAAUUAUACUACAAUUAGUAUAUUUUUAAGCCCUAAAAUGAACAUGGGUAGAAGUGUUGCCGUGCGCUCUAUUUUCCUUGGUUGUCUCCGUGAAAAUGCUACCAAUAUGCGCCAGGAGCACGAGGAUCUGGGUCGCCGCAUCGCCAUUUCUCUGGCGAACUCCCGAAAAACUCUGGCCAACAUCGAGAGCAUGAAUAUUGAGCUGCAGAAAAUGAAGGAAACCAUCCACAAUGCCAUCAACAAUAUUCGCAGAGAUGCCAAUUAUGAAAAUAAGUCUUGUCGAUUGCUAGUGAACAUUUUGUUUAUAGUAGUUGAGGAGUUCGGUUUGGAUGCCAAUUUAAAUCCCGAAAAUGUUUCUCGAAUGUUUCUUGAAGUGGAUCCUACAACUGAUAAGCCAGGCCUACCGGCCCUCGAAAACACUAAGCAGGACUCAAAGGGUGAUGAUCUUGCAAAGUCUGACUACAAUGAAAUAAGUUAUAUUGAGCCUUUAGCUGGACCUAAACCAUCAGAUGAUCCCGAGAAUUCUUUAGUUUAGUACGUUGCCGAUUCCAUCUCCCAUAUUCAUUUGGAGUAAACCGGUAAUCAGGACUUUAUAUUUUUUAUCGAUUCCAUUAA